AGUUAACCUAACCUGCAUGUCUUUGGACUGUGGGGGAAACCGGAGCACCCGGAGGAAACCCACGCGGACACGGGGAGAACAUGCAAACUCCGCAAAGAAAGGCCCUCGCCGGCCCCGGGGCUCGAACCCAGGACCUUCUUGCUGUGAGGCGACAGCGCUAACCACUACACCACCGUGCCGCCCUUAUUAAAAAUCAAAAUGUAAAAUAUAUGUAUACACGUGUGCACACCCUUUGAUAUGACACCCAAAAGUGAGCAGAGGUGUAUUUUGUUUCCACUGAUACUGCUUGAGAUGUUUCUACAACUUAAUUGGAGCUCACCUGUGGUAAAUUCAAUUAAUUGGACAUGACUGGGGCUUGCCAACACCUGCCUAUAUGAGGUCCCACAGUUGCCAGUGCAUGUUAGAGCAAACUCCAAGCCAUGGGGUCAAAGGAAUUAUCUACAGACCUCAGAAACAGGAUCGUGUCAAGGCAUAGACCUGGAGAAGGGUACAGAAAAAUUGCUGCAGCUUUACAGGUCCCAAAGAGCACAGUGGCCACCAUCAUUCGUAAAUGGAAGAAGUUUGGAACCACCAAGAAUCCUCCUAGACCUGGCCGCCUGGCCAAACUGAGCGAUUGGGGAAAACAGGCUUUGGCCAAGGAGGUGAGCAGGAACCCGAGGGUCACUCUGACAGAGCUCCAGUGUAUCCUUGUGGAGAUGGGAGAACCUUUCAGAAGAUCAACCAUCCAGGCAGCACUCCACAAAUCAGGCCUUUAUGGUAGAGUGGCCAGACGGAAGACACUCCUUAGUAAAAGGCACAUGACCGCCCGCUUGGAGUUUGCCAAAAGGCACCUAGAGGGCUCUCAAACCAUGAGAAACAAGAUUCUCUGGUCUGAUGAAACCAAAAUUGAACGUUUUGGCCUGAACACCAAGCGUCACAUCUGGAGGAAACCAGGCACCACUCAUCACCUGGCUAAUGCCAUCCUUUACAGUGAAGCAUGGCGGUGGCAGCAUCAUGAUGUGGGGAUGUUUUUCAGCAGCAGGAACGGAGUGACUAGUCCUGAUGGAGGGAAAGAUGAAUGCAGCAAAGUACACGGAGAUCCUUGAAGAAAACCUGCUCCAGAGCGCUCUGGACCUCAGACUGGGGCGAAGGUUUACCUUUCAACAUGACAAUGACCCGAAGCACACAGCCAAGAGAACAAAGGAGUGGCUUCGGAGAAAGCCUGUGAAUGUCCUUGAGUGGCCCAGCCAGAGCCCAGACCUGAAUCCAAUUGAACAUCUGUGGAAGGAGCUGAAAAUGGCUGUAUACCGAUGCUCCCCAUCCAACCUGACAGAACUUGCAAGGAUAUACCAAGAGGAAUGGGCAAAAAUGUCCAGAAACAAGUGUGCCAAGCUCAUAGCUUCUUUCUCAAGAUGCCUUGAAGCUGUAAUUGCUGCCAAAGGUGCAUCAACCAAGUAUGGCUAAGGGGUUCAAUAUGACAUCGGUCCACCCUUUGCAGCUAGAACAGCUUCAACUCUUCUGGGAAGGCUGUCCACAAGGUUUAGGAGUGUGUUUAUGGGAAUUUUUGACCAUUCUUCCAGAAGCGCAUUUGUGAGGUCACACACUGAUGUUGGACGAGAAGGCCUGGCUCUCAGUCUCCGCUCUAAUUCAUCCCAAAGGUGUUCUAUCGGGUUGAGGUCAGGACUCUGUGCAGGCCAGUCAAGUUCAUCCACACCAGACUCUGUCAUCCAUGUCUUUAUGGACCUUGCUUUGUGCACUGGUGCACAGUCAUGUUGGAAGAGGAAGGGGCCAGCUCCAAACUGUAAAAACAGUCUGCAUGCCUAGCUGCUUGAUUUUGU
This is a messenger RNA of Neoarius graeffei (lesser salmon catfish), 1817 nucleotides long. RefSeq lists its product as uncharacterized. Gene Ontology annotation, biological process: DNA integration; DNA transposition. The record is from RefSeq and is a predicted model, not a curated record. NCBI's taxonomy places the organism in Eukaryota, Metazoa, Chordata, Actinopteri, Siluriformes, Ariidae. Gene Ontology annotation, molecular function: DNA binding. The transcript has 2 exons. Bases 420 to 1085 code for a protein of 221 amino acids.